AUGAGCGAAGAGUCCCGGAAAAUGAUGUUGAAAAGCAGUGGCGCGAUGAAGUCGGCAACGGGAGAGGUAAUCGACGCUAGACAUGUAAAAUUGGUGGCUACAAUUGAGGCUCAAGGAUAUCAAGGAACUCUCUGCCCGACCAAUUCCUCUCUCGGCAAUCCUUUCAUUCACACAUUCCCGAAAGCGCUCACCCUCCGUGAUGAGAAGAAAGAU
Molecule: messenger RNA, 213 nt
Organism: Mesorhabditis belari
Lineage: Eukaryota; Metazoa; Nematoda; Chromadorea; Rhabditida; Rhabditidae
Source: the annotation of a GenBank genome assembly